This is a messenger RNA of Homalodisca vitripennis (glassy-winged sharpshooter), 852 nucleotides long. RefSeq lists its product as uncharacterized. The coding region runs from base 1 to 852 and encodes 283 amino acids. The record is from RefSeq and is a predicted model, not a curated record. The transcript has a single exon. Lineage: Eukaryota; Metazoa; Arthropoda; Insecta; Hemiptera; Cicadellidae.
AUGCCUGGUGCGGGGCGGCCGAUCACCGUGGAUAGGAGGAGCCGGAGGUCCUUGGCUUCAGCGCUGCGGCUAGCUCUGCAGCUCCACGGCCGGGCUACCUUUGCCGCGAAGCCGGACCAAGGCAGGGUGGCUCAAGUCGUGUCGACGUGCCCCACCUCCAAUCACAUGAUGCGUGGAGGAAGACACACCCGUUUCGCCCACUGGCGGUUCAUACACCGGGCACGGCUGAACACCUUGCCGCUGAACGGGUGUCGGAGGUGGGGCAAUGAAGACCGUCGUUGUAGACGUUGUGUAAGAUACGAUGAGACGACAACCCACGUGCUGUGUCACUGCCUGCCAAUGAUGCCCGUGAUUACAAGAAGACACGAUGCCAUCCUGGAGCUACUGUCAUCGGAGAUCCAUGGGCACCCUCAGGAGAUGGAGACUCGACUGGACAAGAGGGUGCCGUUCCAGGAGCUCGUGCCGGACGUGGAAGUCCCGGAGGAGGUGGCCAGCUGCCGACCGGACAUCGUGGCGAUCGACCGGAGGAACAAGAUCAUACGCCUAGUCGACGUCACGGUGCCGUAUGAAGACGGGUGGCAGUCGGUGACGACGGCCAGGGAGAAGAAUAUCGAGAAGUAUGCUCCUGUGGCGCGACUGCUCUCGGCUGGGGGCUAUAGAACAUCGGUGGACGCCUUCGUGGUGGGGUCCCUAGGCGACUGGGAUUCCGCCAACUGGACUACCCUCAGCCGCUUGGGAGUUGACCGCCGCAGAGGUACUGCCCUGGCCCGGCGCUGCGUCUCCGUGGCCAUCAAGUGGAGCCGGGUCAUCUACGUCGAGCAUAUAACGGGCAUCCGGCAGUACGUGGGCUAA